CGGCAUCAUGGCCUCUUGGAACCGCUGCGGGAGUCGGAUGAGAGAGGCGACAAUGUUCAUGUUGGUGUUGCUGGUGUGGCUGCUGCCGGUGCUGGAGGCGGUGAAGGUGUCUCCUCUCAUAGAGAAGGUCAGCGACCACAAAGACUUCAAGAAGCUCCUCAGGACGAGAACCAACGUUCUGGUACUCUACACAAAGACAGCUACAUCAGGGGACUCCCACCUGAAACUGCUGUCAGAUGUGGCCCAGACGGUAAAAGGCCAAGGGACCAUUGCCUGGGUCAACUGUGGAGAUUCAGAGGGUCGAAAGCUCUGUAAGAAAGUGAAGGUGGACCCGAGCUCCAAACGCGGAGGAGCAGAGCUGCUGCAUUACAAAGAUGGGACGUUUCACACAGAGUACAACAGGCCCACGACCUUCAAGUCCAUGGUAGCGUUCUUGAAAGACCCAUCAGGACCCCCACUGUGGGAGGAGAACCCUGAGGCAAAAGAUGUUGUCCACAUAGAGACAGAAAAAGACUUCAGGAAGCUGCUGAAGAAAGAGGAGAGGCCGAUCCUCAUGAUGUUCUAUGCUCCCUGGUGCGGCGUCUGUAAGAGAAUGCAGCCCAUCUUUCAGCAAGCGGCCACAGAGACAAAAGGAAAAUACGUACUGGCAGGGAUGAAUGUGCACCCGGCCGAGUUUGAUAGCCUCAAGCAGGAGUACAACGUCAAAGGCUACCCAACCUUCUGCUAUUUUGAGAAGGGAAAGUUCCUUCACCACUAUGAAAACUAUGGAGCUACAUCCAAGGAUAUCGCUGACUGGAUGAAGAAUCCUCAGCCCCCCCAGCCGAAGACCCCUGAGGUGCCCUGGUCAGAGACAGACUCCCCGGUCUUCCACCUCACCGACGACUCCUUUGACAGCUUCCUGGAGGAACAUCCUGCAGUCCUGGUCAUGUUUUACGCCCCUUGGUGUGGCCACUGCAAGAAGAUGAAGCCAGAGUAUGAUGAAGCUGCAGAAAUACUCAACAAGGGCGCAGAUAGUCCGGGUGUGUUGGCAGCAGUCGAUGCCACAGUGCACAAGGCUGUGGGGGAUCGCUUCAAGAUCUCUGGCUUCCCAACUGUUAAGUAUUUUGAGAAAGGUGAGGAGAAGUACAUGCUGCCACAGCUCCGAAGCAAAGACAAGAUCAUCGAGUUCAUGCACAAUCCCCAGGCACCUCCUCCACCAGAGCAGUCUUGGGAAGACAAGCCCUCCAGCGUCAGCCAUCUUGGAUCAGAGGAUUUCCGAGAGGCGCUGAAGAAGAAAAAACAUGCUCUGGUCAUGUUUUACGCUCCCUGGUGUCCGCAUUGUAAAAACGCUGUCCCCCACUUCACCACAGCAGCGGAGCUCUUCAAAGAGGACCGCAAGAUUGUGUACGCAGCUGUGGACUGUACAAAAGCACAGAACCAUGAGCUGUGUAAGCAGGAAGGGGUGGAGGGCUACCCAACAUUCAACUACUACAACUAUGGCAAGUUUGUGGAAAAAUACAACGGAGAUCGUGGGGAGACAGGCUUCACUGGUUUCAUGCGUAACCUAAGAGGACGUGACCAGGAAAAGGUUGUCAAGAGGAAGGAGGAGCUUUGAGGGUGGUGUGCAGGGAGGGGGCGUUGCACUGCACAGUUUGUCAUUGCACUGUGACCCUUGACCCUGGCAAGGGCCCUAUCCGCACUGACGUGGGAGACUUGAUGACCUCAGCGAAAGGCUAUUUUUUUAUACCGUGGUGAUCACGUUUGUAAUAAUACCAACAGAGUACCUACAGUCAGACCGACCACUUGAGACUUCUUCUUUUCAUGGAUAUUGUGAUGGGCAGAAAUUACACAGACAAAAAAAAAGAUUUCUUUCUUUCUUUCUUUCUUUUUUUUUUUUUUUUCGCCCAAACACUGUGACUGCAUAUGUGAAAAGCUACACCCUAUACAGUAUCUAUGCAAUACUGACCCCUGCUUAGCCCUGUGGGGGUCUGUGUGACUGACUGAAUGACACCCAUGGUGGUGGGUGGUGGUGGGCAUCAUUAGUUAAAGAUGGAGGCUACACUGUCCAUUACUCCACAGGGGUCCUAAUCUAAUCGCAUCAACCCUGCUUCGUCUCUAGAAGAGACACAUGCUGAUUAUUGACAUACACCUGUUCCAAUAUUUUUGUACAGAAUCUUCAUGUGUUAAGUUCACAACCAUCCAGAAUAUUGCUUUGUUAUCCUCACAGAUCAUUUGGACAGUAACUGCAUUUAACACUAACAUCUAAAACAGCCCAGAGCUGUGAAAAGUGCUACUGUAGGUAAUCAUGAACUGUAGCAGUGUGAGGUAGAUAAAAAAAUCAUGGCCAAAGGGUCAAUAUUCUGUAUGGUUCCAAGCUUUCUGGACUAGUUUUGCUUUUAGAAAGAACUUAUACAUUUUUGUUUCCUCAAAUCAGUGGCCUUACAAAUAUAAAAAUAAAAAAAAAUUGCUGGAAUUGCAGAAAUAUGAAAUGAUAAGUGCAAGGGAAUCAGAGGCCUGAUGCCCUUGGAAUUCCCCCAAGUAAGUCAUCGACCAGAGCACGUCAAAGGAGAAGAAAAAAAUAAAGAACAACAUGAAAUGCCAAAUAUUACUGCGCAUUGCCCUUGAUAUUUUUAUGCUUUGUACAUUUCCAAAUAUUAACAGCAUUCACAGCUGUAGUGACAUUUCACCUCUUGUACCACCUUUGUUGUUCACUCAGAAUGGGAUUUCAUCAAUUUUAUAACAAGGGUACAGCUCAUUUACAUAAGCAUGGGAGAUGCUCACGUAUAUUGCAUGUUGAUCAUAAAUUGUCCAAAACAUGAAUCUGCUCUCUGUCCUCUAAAGUAAUCAUGGAUUCCACCCAAUAUCGUACAGUUUCCUCUGCAUUCUCACAUUUUUCAGGGAGACGCUUGAAUAAUUCAAACCUCUGGUUUACACUUUGGGUAUUCAGGGUUUUUUGUUUAAGUUUACCCAGUUUGUUUUAUGCCCACACGGUUCUACCACUUUCUGCUGAACUGAACCACACCAAAGAGCCAAGAGCAAAGUGACAGCACUCAGGCCAGUUUUGCACCAAUCUGCAUCUGCCUGCCAUGCCUUGGCCUCGCUCAGCUUCAGUUAGCUUGGACAGUGCUCUCCCAUGCCUUCCAUCAUAUGCAGCGGGAUGACUUCACAGUACAUCUGAGGAUUAAUUAAGUAUUAAAUGAGUGAACUCUCCAGACCCCAUUCCCGCUUCUCCCAGCAUAACAUCAUCAUCGACUCGGAGCCAUCAUUAUUACCUCUGUGGCGAUUUUUUUUAAUGUUGUGUGUUUUCAGAUCCCACGCUUCGGCCGCUAUAAAUAUUUAAGAGCUUAUCUGUAGCUGAACUUGUGUUUUAUUAUUCAAGACUUUGGUUUCUUUCAUUAUGAAUACGGUUCUCAGGGAUAGCGAAACACAAUUAAAGGGAACUAGUUUAUUUGUAAUUUUGCAUUCCAGCUGAAUAAUUUUGAGCCCUUAGGCCACCAAAUUAAAUGUUGUUUGUAUCCCGAGAAAAAAAAAUAUUGAAAUGUCCUUUUUCUGUGCUAUAUCAGAAUAUCAUGUAUUGAAUAAGACAUAUUGUCAGUAGAUGUUACUGAAUCAUUUCUUGUCAGACACAUAACAUUGUGAUUCAUAAUGGGCUAAUUUCCAAGUGAAACUGUCUCAAAUGUUCUGGCUGGCACUAAACACUUUUUUGUGUUCAUUGUUCAGUGUGAUUCUUAACAUUUCAUCAUAUGCAGGAGCAUUUUGAAAGAGUUCUUUAUACAGUUAGGUGUUAUAUAUCGCUGUAACUAGGUGUUCAUUCUCCUCCAAAGGGGAAAGUUUGAUUACUUUGUCCUUUCGUUUUCUUUAGAAACCUCCACAGUGACAUCGCAGGUUUGUUGAAUAAUAGAGAGAGCACCUCUGUCUUAUCCCAAAGGUAUCCAUGUUGUGUGGGAAUUUGUCACACUUAUGCCAAGAAGUCAUUGUUGCCUUUGUUUAUUUUUCUGUGCCCAGUACAGUUUUGCCCCAUGCAGUAAGGACCUUGCGAGAUAAUAAUAAUAAUAAAGUCAAACAUUUCCAGAACAUUUUUCACUUGUUUUUAUACAUUGUUCACAUCUCUGCUCUGUUUGCUCUGUUAUUUUGCAGCCAAGUGUUGUUUUUUUUUUUUGUUUUUUUUUUUUUUUUUUUUUAUUGAGUAAUUGUUGGGGAUGUGACUCUAGGGAUGUCAGUGUUGGUAAUGAAAUUUGGUAGAUAUAUUCAUGUCCCCUGCAGGAUGAUUUGGAGUAACUUGGUGAUCCUCUGACUUGUCACUUUGUGCCACCAUCAGCUCAAAUUUUUAAAUUGUCUCAUACUUUGGUUUAUGACCAAUUACCUGUAAAAGUAAAAGUAAAAUGACAUUUCCAUGAGCCUUUGCUUUGUGUUUCAUGCUAAUGAAAUGUUAGCACGCCUACAUAAAAAACAAGGAUGGUCAAUGUGGUAAACAUUACCUGUUAAAUAUAUAAUUGUUAGCUAGUGACAGUGUUUUUAUUUAUUUGGGAAAUGGAUGGAAGGCACAAGACACAAACA
Messenger RNA from Toxotes jaculatrix (banded archerfish), 4536 nucleotides. RefSeq names its product protein disulfide isomerase family A, member 5 (gene pdia5). Gene Ontology annotation, cellular component: endoplasmic reticulum. The record is from RefSeq and is a predicted model, not a curated record. The transcript is spliced from 17 exons. Lineage: Eukaryota; Metazoa; Chordata; Actinopteri; Toxotidae. Bases 8 to 1594 code for a protein of 528 amino acids. Gene Ontology annotation, biological process: protein folding. Gene Ontology annotation, molecular function: protein disulfide isomerase activity.